Penicillium canariense is the source of this 705-nucleotide messenger RNA. RefSeq names its product PaaI family thioesterase. The record is from RefSeq and is a predicted model, not a curated record. The coding region runs from base 1 to 705 and encodes 234 amino acids. The transcript has a single exon. NCBI's taxonomy places the organism in Eukaryota, Fungi, Ascomycota, Eurotiomycetes, Eurotiales, Aspergillaceae.
AUGGCCGACAUAGACUCCACCGUCGCCCACUUCCGCAAUUCCCAAUGGGCCAACUCUCUCAUCUCCUCGGAGGACUACAUAGCCAUCCCCACAGACUCACGGCGUCCGAAGCCCAGCGGUGAAGACGGAUUCUUCGGCGGCACCAUCGCCACACCGUCUACCAUUCCACAUGUGCUCACCCUCCAACGCCGCCAACUUGCUGCACCGCAGUCGCAACCCCCGACAUGGCUCCCCGCAACAAAGCAAGAUGCCGCUGCCGCGGGAACUCCAACGCCCGGAGCAAACCCCGCCGACAUCGUAAUGAUAUAUGACCUUGGAGGCUCAGGAAUAGCGGGACAUCCAUCGACCGUGCACGGCGGAGUCGUUGCGACCAUGAUUGACGAAGCCAUGUCGCUCGCCGUGGCGGCGCAUCACACUGCGCCUGUGUCCCCGUCGUCGGGGCCCGUGGACAAAAACCCCCGCCCGAAGAUUUUUACGGUGCAAUUGGAUGUGCGGUAUAAGAAGCCCGUGACGACGCCGCAGUUACUGGUUGUCCGGUCCCGGGUUGUUGCGCGCAUCGGGCGGAAGUUCUGGGUUAGGGCGCAGGCUGUCCAGGAGGAUGAGGCAGGCGCUGGGGGCCAUCUUGAGUGGGCGAAACGGAAAGUGGUCAAGGCUGAUGCGAUGGCUUUCUGGAUUGUCACGCCGGAGGGGCAGCAGAAGUUAUAG